Rhodamnia argentea is the source of this 882-nucleotide messenger RNA. Its product is annotated as putative [ribosomal protein S18]-alanine N-acetyltransferase. Gene Ontology annotation, molecular function: acyltransferase activity, transferring groups other than amino-acyl groups. The coding region runs from base 253 to 738 and encodes 161 amino acids. The record is from RefSeq and is a predicted model, not a curated record. The transcript has 2 exons. NCBI's taxonomy places the organism in Eukaryota, Viridiplantae, Streptophyta, Magnoliopsida, Myrtales, Myrtaceae.
AUUAAUUUUAGUGGUGAUUAUAGUUUUUAUACGAGACAAGGCAUGAAUUUACUCGCCAAAGCUGACAAAAUUUUGCGAAACAUGCUCAAAAGGCAGAAUAAUUAUCCAAUAUAAUAUUAUCUGCAACGAGAGAAUGAACCUUGUCCACACCCAUUUGAUAGCUGAUGCUAAAAUGCCCCGCGAAUUGAAGUUCUGGAACUGUUUGUCAAAACGUAGGAGCGGCCGAAACAGGUCUUGGGGGAACCACCGUCAAUGGCGGCGAAAGUGGAGAUCUUGGAGCUUAAGAGGAACUCCCACCCCAACAACAACUGGGACAAGAUAUUGAAUGAAGUAGUGAAAAUGGAGAAGAAAUUGUUCCCGAAGCACGAGUCUCUGGCCAGAUCAUUCGAGGAGGAGCUGAGGAAGAAGAACACCGGGCUGCUUUACUUGGAACUGGACGGAGAAGUCGCGGGCUAUGUCAUGUACACUUGGCCUUCUUCACUGUGCGCCUCCAUCACCAAGCUCGCAGUGAAAGAGAGCUGUCAAAGGCAAGGGCAUGGAGGGUCGUUGCUGCGAGCGGCGAUUCAGAAGUGCAGAGAGAGGAAAGUACAGAGAGUCUCGCUUCACGUGGAUCCCCUAAGGGCUCCCGCCGUGCAUCUGUACAAGAAAUUGGGGUUCCAAGUCGACGCCUUGAUCCGAGGCUACUACUCUUCGGAUCGCGACGCCUAUCGAAUGUUCUUGGAUUUUGAUGCGGACUGAUUCACUGUCCCAAAACGAUGUCUUCAUCUCAGGCUCUUGAGUUACCGACUAAUUUAGAAAGAACUGGGACCGACUCCAUUCGAUGCACAUGCAAUAUUAUCGAUUGGAGACGAAGGCUACUGAGUUUUUUUUUGCAAAAUGUUC